CAGCCACUACGUACGGCACCAAUUAUGUCUACGGCCUCUUUCAUCAAAACCCUGUACUUGUUUUUCUUUUGCAUUCUCUUUUUCUUGUUUUUCUUUGGCAUUCUCUUUAGAAAACGUAGAGGAUUCUACAAAAACCAUGCAACGACACAGUUUAAAUAUCAGAAGUGUCGUUCUCUUGCUCUUAGAUCAGACCACCUAGCAAGCCAGACUUUGAUCUUCGACGUGGAAGGAGCUUUGCUAACAUCCUUCUCCUUGUUCCCAUACUUCAUGCUCGUGGCCUUUGAAGGUGGAAGCUUAUUAAGGGCUCUUUUCCUCCUUCUUUCGUACCCUUUUACUUGUUUGUUCAGUGAAGAGACGGGGUUGAAGAUUAUGGUCAUGGUUUGCUUCUUUGGGAUCAAGAAAGAGACCUUCAGAACUGGAAUUAAUGUUCUGCCAAAGUUUUUCUUGGAAGACGUUGGAUUGGAGAUCUUUGAGGUGCUGAAGAGCAGCAGUGGGAAAAAAGUAGGUGUGACUCAGCUUCCUCAAGUAAUGGUUGUGGGCUUUUUGAGGGAUUAUUUAGAGAUUGAUGUUGUAGUCGGGAGAGAGCUGAAGGUGUUCAAUGGGUAUUUUGUGGGACUCAUGGAGGAGAAGAAGGAUAUUAUUGGUUUGGAGGAAAUUCUUGAAGAGGAUAACAUGAUUGGCAUUACUGGCUUCACAAAAGUUCUUGGUCACCAUUUGCUCUCCCAUUGCAAGGAGAUUUAUUUGGUUGGAGAAGGUGAUAAGAGGAGAUGGCAAAACCUCCCAAGAGAGAAGUACCCAAAACCAUUGAUCUUUCAUGAUGGUAGAAUGGCUGGGGCACCAACCCCGCUGGACGCUCUAGCCAUAUUCAUGUGGAUGCCAUUUGGGUUAAUCCUUGCCAUUUUCAGGGUCCUUAUUUACCUAUCACUGCCCACCUUCGUGUCUCACCCUCUUAAUGCCUUCGGCGGCAUGCACCUCACAGUCACGAUGCCCGACGAAAGCUCAAGCUCAAGCUCAGUUCCAAACACCAAGGAAGCUAAACCCAAAGGCCUCGUUUAUGCAUGCAAUCACAGAACGCCGAUGGACGCUCCUUACCUUGCUGUGAUUUUCAAUAAAAGAAUCAUCGCGGUCUCCUACAGCGUAAGCAGAAUGUCAGAGAUAUUAUCGCCCAACAAAAUGGUUCGAUUGACGAGGAAUCGCGAUCAAGAUGCGAGGAUAAUGGAGAGCUGGCUAAAUGAAGGGGACAUAAUUAUUUGCCCCGAAGGGACCACAUGUAGAGAACCUUAUCUCUUAAGAUUUAGUCCCUUGUUUGCAGAAUUGAGUGAAGUGAUAGUGCCCGUUGCAAUGGACGCCCGCGUUACUAUGUUUCAUGGUACAACUGCGAGCGGGCUCAAGUUUCUGGACCCGAUCUUCUUCUUCAUGAACCCAGCACCAGCUUACACCGUUCGAGUCCUUGACAAGGUAUCUGGUUCGCCCACUUAUAAGAAUGGGGAGAAGUCAAAGUUUGAUGUGGCUAACCAGGUUCAGGGUGAGAUUGCCAAGGCUCUGGGGUUUGAGGGCACCAAGCUUACAAGAAGAGACAAGUACAUGUUAUUGGCAGGUACGGACGGGACUGUUUCCCGGUAAAUUAAGAUGCAACAAACAAUUCUCCUGAAAAUUACGUACCGUUAGUUCUGGCCGGCCGGCGGCCGGGGCCUAUACGAGGGAUUCAUAAUAUCAUAUAGUACGUCCCCACAAAUUAUCAUUAAAUAAUUCCCAUUUACGUUAAGUACUCUCGUAGCUAGCUAUAGGUACGGACUGCCGUAUGUAAAAUAAGGAAGCAUGAGGUCCAUGCAUGCGUAAUCAGUACUGUAUCUGUAUGUAGGAAUGAGGCUUAAUUAAAGUGGUUUGUGCACCA
Molecule: messenger RNA, 1894 nt
Organism: Alnus glutinosa
Lineage: Eukaryota; Viridiplantae; Streptophyta; Magnoliopsida; Fagales; Betulaceae
Product: probable glycerol-3-phosphate acyltransferase 3
Exons: 2
Coding region: 25-1623 (532 amino acids)
Biological process (GO): cutin biosynthetic process
Cellular component (GO): membrane
Molecular function (GO): phosphatase activity; glycerol-3-phosphate 2-O-acyltransferase activity
Source: RefSeq, a predicted model, not a curated record